UGACCGCAAGUAUGCAUGGCCCGUGACACCACAGUGCAAGUGGUGAUCUACUUAGGGACAAUAUAUGUUCACGGGCAAUCCCCAAACGAUCCCUGGUCGAUUCUCUAUAUAAAGCAGACGAAACAUCACUCCUCUCGUGGCCAAGAACUGAGCAUAGCCCUCAUAUUAGAGAAGACUCUCUCCUGUCAUUCGAGCGCGUCCGUCAGUCACUUAGACCACCACAAGAAGAUGGAGGCAACCAACAAGAAGGCGGUGAUUCUCUUGGGAUUGAUGGUCGCGAUCGCUUGCUGCGCCAAUGCUCAGACCAUAUGCAACAUGUCCUAUUCGGAGUUGAUGGCUUGCAAGCCGGCCGCGACGCCGCCAAACCCGCCACCCCCCACGAGCGCAUGCUGCACGGGGCUCUCGCACGCCAACUUGAAGUGCUUCUGCCAGUACAAGAACUCGCCGAUCCUGCCCUCGGUCGGGGUCAACCCGAAGCUCGCGAUGCAGCUCCCCAGCAAGUGCCAGAUCCCUAAUGCCCCCACAUGCUGAUGACAUUGCACUGUGCCGGUGUCGGUGGGGUUGGAGAGAAACUACUAGCCCUAUGCUUGAGAAUAAUGCAAAUCGUGUACUAUGCUUUUUCAUUGAGUGCUUAUUUCCUGUGUGCUUUGUUUAAUUAAUACACCCUUUUGUGAGCUGUUGCUCACUCAAUGAUACCAGCUUACAAUAAUCCAAAUGAUAUUAGUAGUCAA
Eucalyptus grandis is the source of this 731-nucleotide messenger RNA. RefSeq names its product putative lipid-transfer protein DIR1. Gene Ontology annotation, biological process: systemic acquired resistance. The record is from RefSeq and is a predicted model, not a curated record. Bases 16 to 531 code for a protein of 171 amino acids. NCBI's taxonomy places the organism in Eukaryota, Viridiplantae, Streptophyta, Magnoliopsida, Myrtales, Myrtaceae. The transcript has a single exon. Gene Ontology annotation, molecular function: fatty acid binding.